This is a messenger RNA of Cylas formicarius (sweet potato weevil), 2467 nucleotides long. RefSeq names its product sialin. Gene Ontology annotation, cellular component: plasma membrane. Gene Ontology annotation, molecular function: transmembrane transporter activity. The record is from RefSeq and is a predicted model, not a curated record. The coding region runs from base 212 to 1663 and encodes 483 amino acids. The transcript is spliced from 5 exons. NCBI's taxonomy places the organism in Eukaryota, Metazoa, Arthropoda, Insecta, Coleoptera, Brentidae. Gene Ontology annotation, biological process: transmembrane transport; monoatomic anion transport.
UAGUAGUAAGCUGUGGGCUGUGGAAUCACCAAGUCGGUGGUUGCGUACAGUUGUAUCCGGUGGUUGUAUACUGCAUUCCCUUUUGCCUUUUUUUUUUGGUGAACCUAUUUGAAAAUCGGUAGCGGUUUUAUUCACAACUGGUACUAAAUCGAUCAGACCGCGAAUCGGCAUCCUCGGCCAAACGAGAAAAGCUAAGAACCUGCUCCUUGGAAUGGCCUCAGCUAAAGCGCAAAAAUGGACAGGCUUUGUAUCAUGUCAGCAAGUACUCAACGUCAUGGUGAUACUGGGAUUCAUGUUCAACUACAUGCUCAGAGUGAACCUCACUAUAGCGAUAGUGGAUAUGGUGGAGACCAACGUUUCGGUUGCAAAUUCUUCUACAAAAAGCCGCAUAGAUGAGACCAGAUUCAGUUGGGACUCUGAACAAAAGAACGCUAUUCUAGGGAGUUUCUUCUGGGGUUACGUGCUAACCGAGCUACCUGGCGGUCGAAUGGCCGAAAUAGUGGGUGCGAGAAAAAUCUUCGGCGGAGGCAUGCUGAUGGCGUCCAUCCUCACGAUUCUGACCCCAGCCGCUUGUUAUCUGAACUACUACGUAAUUUUAAUCUUGCGCGCUUUCCUGGGAUUCUUUUUGGGCGCCACCUGGCCAGCCAUACAACCGUUGGCGGUCAGUUGGAUACCUCCGAUGGAGAGGUCAAAAUUUAUAGCCAACAUGAUGGCGUCUAGUUUGGGAGCAGCUCUAACGAUGCCCGUAUGUGGUUUUUUGAUCAGUACCGUCGGCUGGGCAAGCGUGUUUUACGUCACCGGUGCCGUAGGUCUUGUGUGGUCCAUAUUGUGGUUCUUUUUAGUGUUUGACUCGCCCGCGCAGCAUCCCCGUAUCAGCGACGAGGAAAAAAGAGACCUCGAGAUGAGGAUCGCUGACGGGGAAGGUGGUAGAAGCGUAAGACCGAGCAACGUGCCGUGGAAAAAUAUUUUUUUGAGUGCUCCGGUUUGGGCCAUCGUUAUUACUCACGCGUGUUCGGUGUUCGGUUAUUUCACUGUGGUUAAUCAACUGCCGUCGUAUAUGAAGGACGUGCUCAAGUUUAACAUCAAGGAGAACGGGUUGCUCAGCAGCUUGCCCUAUUUAGGAAAAUAUUUCAUGGCGGUCAUAUCUUCCUACUUGGCGGACCGGCUUCGUAAGUCCGGCACGAUGUCGACAACGGCGACCAGAAAAAUGUUCACCACCUUCGCCGUCAUGCUUCCCGGUUUCCUGAUGAUAGUCGAGGCGUUUUGGGGAAUAAACGCAGCCCUUUCUGUCUCCGUUUUCACCAUAUCGCUCUUCUUCAACGGCGCUGUGACUGCGGGUUAUUUGGCGAACGCUUUGGACAUCGCGCCGAACUUUUCCGGCACCAUAUUCGGGCUGGCCAACACCCUAUCUUCGUUCGGCGGUUGGUUGUCUACGAAAAUAGUGGCGGUGUUGACCAAGGACGAGAGCACCUUCGACACGUGGAAAUAUGUGUUUUGGGUGCUCGUCUUCACCUACAUAUUCGGUGGAUUGGUUUACCUGAUAUUCGGUACAGGGAAAAUACAACAUUGGAACUCGGCAAAGACUUAUCCGGAGGACGGCAAAGAACUGCAACCUCUGAAAAAGCAAGCAGACAUAGAGAGAGAAAAGGAGUUGAUAGCGUAGGGAUGUUCUACAUUCACGGUCGCGUUCAGGAAUAACUCGCCGAAUGUGAGUGUAUUUUCAAACGAGUGAUUGUAAAGGGCGAAGCAAUUGAUUGUACAACAAACCAAACUCAAAAUUAGUACUUCCAUUAGGGUUGCACCAGCAAUGGCUAUAGGUAACACAUAAGUUGUGGUUGCUGAAUAACAAACCAAUUUCACAAUUAGUACUAUUCAUAGAGUCCUCAUAUGGCUAUAAGUACCUCCGAAAUUAAUAAGUUGUUGCUUUUUAACGAAUUUUGGCCUUUCUUUCUAAACAUUUUGAACAACAAAUCAAAGUGAUAAUUAGUACUACCCAAAAAGGCGCAACGGACGUUAGUUAGUAUAGGUACCUCAGAAAUUAAUAAGUGUGAUGAAUUUUGGCCUUUCAUUCUAAGAUUGAGCCCAACAAACGUUAAAACUUCUUUAAUUUUAAUUGUGGUACGACUGGGUCAUUUCUGACAGGUAAAAUACAUAUCACACAUUCAGAGUCUGUGCGUUACUCCUGAACGCGUUCCAUUUGACGAUGACUUUGAGUCCGGUAUUUCAGUAUUUUCUUUGGGAAUUGUAUUUUUAUUUUGGUGCUCAUUUCCGCAUUGAUGUGUAUUCAUAACUCCGCGAAAUAUUCAUGACAAGCGAAUGAUGCGCCACUACUAUAUCUCAGUAGCGCGAACACAUAUUUAAUUUGUAUACACAUAAGACAAACGAUGGAAAGUCAUUAAGGUCCCAAGUGUACAUUUAUGUUAUUUUUUCGAAUCGAAGAAUAUUUUUUAAUAAAACUAUUACAUUU